AUGUCUUACCUCGCAACUCUUUACGAGGCUAGCAGUGUUCGGAUUGCUAUAAAAGCGGAAUUCCUAGCUGCAGGGGAAACCUCUCUCAUUGUCGCGUGUGUUUCCUCGCCCUUGUCUGCUUUGCUGCCCGCCCUAUAUGCACCUGCUUACAAUAGUUUCGAACUGGCCAGGAAAUCAUCCCACAUCGAAGUGUACAAAGUUGCUAGCAGUGGAGUCGUUCUGCAGGAGAAAUUUCCCAUCUAUGGAAGAGUGAUAGCUCUUGCAACCUUCAGACCGCAGCAGUCUGGGACGGAUCAUCUUUUAGUUGCGAUUGGCCAAGUCAAUUACAAAUAUUUCACCAUAUCAUGGGAUCCUAUAGCCAAAAAACCAAAAAACGAACAUACGGCCACAGAUAUCACCGACUACCAUACCCCAUUAUCAGAUUCCUUCCUGUGUUUGUCCGACCCAGGGAAAAAUAUGUUAGGGCUUCACGUUUAUAAAGGAACAUUCCUGGCCAUUCCGCAGAUUCGGCAAUCGAUUAGAGGUGGUAAAAGGUCGCGGACUGGCCUCGAUGCAGGUAACGUUGAGGAACCGUGUGUUGUGAGGCUCAAAGAGCUGGAGAUCCUCGAUUUGAAGUUUCUGUUUGGUACCAGUCUGCCUGUGCUGGCUAUUCUUCACAGGCCUCUGAUGGCUGAUGAAAUGGUUGUUGAUACGUAUGAAUUAUCGGUAAAAUCCGGCGAGGCUACACUCUCGGAGUGGAAGAUGCGGGAUUUGAAGGGGGGACAGGAGGCUCUAUUCCUUAUACCUGUCCAGCCGCCUUUAAAAGGGUUGUUGGUCAUUGGAGCGACAAAUAUCCUAUACUUUGGUAGUGAUGGGGGGAAAACUUUCCGGCCUGUAGACCCUCCUAGGGUGUGGACGGCUUGGGAGAUGUUAAGUCCGGAGAGAUAUAUUUUAGGGGACGAAGCUGGUGGGCUUCAUUUAUUGCUAUUACAAUUUGAUGUUAGCACCAGGAAAGUCAGUCUGCGCUUAAAGAAUAUUGGAAACGUGAGUUACCAUAAGACUCCUACAAGUGUAUCGCGUUGGUUAAUGGUCUUAGGCGUCCGUUCCAGAAACAUUAGUUCACUUGGGCCAAGGACUUUUAUUUCUGGGCUCUCAUUCUGGUGAUUCGCAGCUUAUACAGCUGCAUGAGGAUGAGCCGGUAGUCCGGGUUCAGCAAGUACUUGAUAACAUAGGUCCGAUGAUCGAUUUUAGAGCCGUCGAUUUAGACUACUCGAGGUCUGGCGAAGGAACGCGACAGUAUUCGCCUGGCCACAUCAGAUUUUUAUCAGCGAGUGGUGGCCACAAGCAGGGCCAUCUAAGAAAUAUAAGAAGUGGCGUUGGUCUGGAUGAUUUAGGUGUUCUCGGUGAGAUGAGAGGAAUUCGAGGUCUGUGGAGCUUACGAUCGAUUCUUGAAAGCGGGUAUGCUAUAUUUUCUUAUUGGGAUAGUAUGGGUCGAAAGUGAAGAAAGGAAAAGAAAGAAAAUACUAACUCUCAUUUCCAAAUAGCUUUCAUGAUGUGCUAGUUGUAGCGUUUGUGGACGAAACUAGAAUAUUUAAGUUCGACGAUGCCGGAGGUAUUGAGGAAUUGGACGAGUUUAUGGGGUUUGCGCUCGACCAAAGAACUAUUAUCGCUCAUAAUAUUGUGGGCGGCCGGUUCUUGCAAGUUACCUCCACUGCAGUUAGGCUUGUUGAUGCCGAUGGUGGCGCCGCUAUUGCAGAGAGUUCUUCGGACGAUGGCCUUACUAUAACCAUGGCAAGUGCAAACCAAGAUUUGCUAAUUUAUGCUAUGGGGCCUACCUUGGUUCUCUUGGAUCUUACCCAAAAUUUGAAAGAGCAUAUUAGAAAAACCUUUGAGAACGAAAUAAGUUGCCUCAACAUGCCUGCUUCGCCAUCCAGAAUCUGCGCAGUUGGCUUCUGGAAUAUCUCAUCGGUUCUAAUUCUCAGCGUGGAAUCUUUCUCCAUCCUAUCUCAGGAAGUAUUGCUCAGAGAUGACAGUAUCGCUACUCCCCGUUCCUUACUUCUUGCGAGGAUUCUAGAGAAUGGACCACCGACCUUGCUUGUCGCCUUAGGUGAUGGCAGUAUAUUCACUUUCGCAAUAGAUGAGAUAACCUGCGCCUUAUACGAAAAAAAGAAUAUAAUCUUGGGUACACAGCCGAUACGGUUCCAGCCAAUAAUGAGAGAUGGGAAAACUACCGUCUUUGCAACCUGUGACCACCCAAGCGUUAUAUACGGUAGCGAUGGGAGAAUUGUGUACGCCUCCAUUACAGCCGACAAGUCAACCUAUGUUACCUCCUUUAAUUCUCACAACUUUCCAGAUGCCGUCGUUAUAGCCAGCGAUGAUGACCUAAAACUCUCCGUCGUGGACCCUCUCAGGACCAUGCAUAUUCAGUCGCUACCGGUAGGGGAUGUUGUCCGAAGGAUAGCGUACUCGAAGGAAAAAAAUAUCACUGCAGUCGUAACGGUCUCCAGAACUCCUGAUCCGAGAACAGGCGACGAUCUCCAUACGUCUUAUAUCCGUCUUAUCGAUAGCGCCACUUUUUCUGUAGUUGACUCCUAUAAGCUAAACGAGCUGGAGCUUGCUGAGAGUCUUGCUUCUGGCAGAGUCUGUGGCGGGGACGGAUCGCCCUCUGAAGGGUUUUUGGUGGGAACCGCUUUUCCCGGUAGGGGCGAAAAAGAAGAGAGCGAAAAGGGCAGGAUCAUUAUCUUUAACGUGAGCGAAACGAAGCGUAUCAAACCCACGGCAUUCUAUGAUACCCUGGGGAUGGUAAGUGGAAUACAGGUGAUUGGAGAAGGAAAAUUCGUGGCUGCCAUCGGCCGAGAGGUAAGGCCAUCACAACGUCUUCCUAUUAGGAUCAAAUUAUUAAGCUGCUGCUUGUUUCAAUUAGGUUGAGCUUUUUGCCCUCGAACACUCUGACUUUCAGAGUAAAUCAGCUGCGGGAAAGUCGGCGAGUGUAACUGGAUGCACAAUCACCAAGCUGGCAAGAUUCAGCACCCAUAGUACACCACUCGACGUUGCGGCAUACAAUGACAUCAUCGCCGUGGGUGAUUUUAUGCACGGUCCCUCGAUUCUCGAGUAUGUGGAGGAUAAAGAAAGCAAAAAGAUUGAGUUUGUUGAGGUCGCAAGAGCGUAUAACCACGGCUGGCUAGCAGCCCUUGAGCUGUUAGAUGAAAAGACUGUUUUCUGCGCUGAUACGGAUGGUAAUUUGGUUGUUUGGCAGCGGCAACUCUCUGGGGUCACUGAAGAGGAUAAGAAGCAACUUCGGCAGAUUGCGUCCAUAAAAAUUGGGGAGUAUGUUAACAGAAUCAGAAGGAGUAUGUAUCCCUAUAGCUCUAUGCUCACGUACAUAAUCACUAACCCUUUAAAGUCACUGGUCAGACCUUGGCCGGAAGCAAAGUCCAGCCAAAAGCCUACUUCUCGACGGUAAUGCACUCCCAGUAUCUAACACAAACGCAUUACAAUUGCUCUAACAGUUUGAGCAGGUCGACGGAUCUAUGUUUCUCCUCGGCGAGAUCCAAGCUGCCGAGAUAGAUCUAUUGAUAAAUCUCCAGACCAACCUCUCAAACGCUGUUCAAGGACUAGGGGGCCUCGAUUUCCUGAGUUGCCGGGCAAUGUCGACAUCCCCGGCUAACUCAAACGCAGAACCGACACGAUUUGUCGAUGGAAAUUUCAUCGAGACUUUCCUGGAUUUACCUGAUGAUGUCGCGAUGGCUGUAGUCAGAGGGAACGGGAAGGCGAUCGAUGACUUGGGAGUCAGUGUUCAGGACGUGGUGGACAUUCUAGAGACACUUAAACGCUUGCGUUGA
Molecule: messenger RNA, 3821 nt
Organism: Tuber aestivum (summer truffle)
Lineage: Eukaryota; Fungi; Ascomycota; Pezizomycetes; Pezizales; Tuberaceae
Source: the annotation of a GenBank genome assembly